CUGCGUACUGUAGAAAGAGGCUACCGAAUUCAGUUCGGCUCGUCUCCACCUCGUUUUUCUGGGGUUCUUCCCACUGUGGUGGGUCCCGAGCAGGCUCUGGUUUUGGAGCAGGAAGUACGUACUCUCCUGAGGAAGGAGGCCAUCGAGGUGGUCCCUCCUCACGACAGAGAGUCAGGGCUCUACAGCCGGUACUUCUUUGUUCCCAAGAAGGGGGGAGGGCUGCGUCCCAUUUUGGACUUGCGGCAAUUGAACCUCUCAGUCGCUCGACUGAAGUUCAGGAUGCUUACGGUCACUCAGGUCGUGUCUCAGAUCAGGUCCGAGGACCGGUUCGUCACGAUCGACCUAAAAGAUGCGUAUUUCCACAUCUCCAUCCUUCCCCCGCACAGGAAGUUCCUGAGGUUCGCUUUUGGGGGCGAAGCUUACCAGUAUCAGGUUCUUCCCUUCGGCCUAGCACUCUCACCCCGCACCUUCACGAAGUGCGUGGAUGCUGCCCUGGCUCCUAUGCGACUACAGGGCAUCCGCAUACUGAACUAUAUCGACGACUGGUUGAUUUUAGCUCUGGGCCUAUUGGCAGCUGCGUCCAACGUGAUACCGUUUGGCCUGCUGCACACGAGACCCCUACAGUGGUGGCUCAAGACCAGGGGGUUUUUCCGAAACAAAGGAAACCCGCUCCGCAUGAUCAAGGUCACGCGGCGAUGCCGCCGUGCCUUAGCUGUGUGGAGAGAACCUGGGUUCUUGUCUCAGGGCCCGGUCCUGGGAGCUCCUGGUCGCCGCGUAGUGCUAGCAACGGAUGCGUCCCUCACCGGAUGGGGAGCAGUCAUGAGUGGCCGUCCUGCCCGUGGUCUGUGGAGCGGCCGCCAUCUCACUUGGCACAUCAACCGCCUGGAGAUGCUGGCCGUGUUUCUAGCUCUGAAACACUUUCUCCCAGACCUAAGAGGCCGCCACGUGUUGGUGCGCACCGACAACACGACGGUGGUCUCUUACAUCAACCGCCAGGGAGGUCUGCGUUCACGCCCCCUUUACAGGCUGGUGCUCCAGAUCCUUUUGUGGUCCCAAGGGAACCUCCUCUCAUUGAGAGCGGCCUACAUCCCUAGUCAUCUCAACGUGGGAGCGGACGCCCUGUCGAGGCAGGGGCCGGUGCCCGGGGAAUGGAGACUCCACCCCGAGGUGGUGGAGCUCAUAUGGCGUAUGUUCGGCAGAGCCCAGGUGGAUCUGUUUGCGACGCAGGAGACGUCGCACUGUCCCCUUUGGUUCUCUCUGAUUCAUCCAGCUCCUCUUGGACUGGAUGCCAUGGUACAGCCGUGGCCGAGGCUGCGUCUGUACUCCUUUCCUCCGGUCGCUCUGCUCCCGGGAGUUCUGGAGAGAGUGCGCCGGGACGGAAUUCGUCUACUGUUAGUAGCCCCGUUCUGGCCGGGCCGAGUAUGGUUCUCGGACCUGAUUUCCCUCCUAGAAGGCUCCCCAUGGGAGAUUCCGAUCAGGAGGGAUCUCCUCUCACAGGCGGGGGGCCAUCUUCACCCCCGCCCGGAGCUGUGGAAGCUGUGGGUGUGGCCUCUGAGGGGGCACAACUCCGCGCUUCCGGUCUCUCAACCGAGGUUGUGGAGACCAUCCUCCAGUCCAGAGCUCCCUCUACGAGGAAACUGUACGCCCUGAAGUGGAACCUUUUCACUUCCUGGUGCGGAGACCGCCGGCUUGACCCUGUUCACUGCCCAGUUGGUACAGUGCUGGAGUUCUUGCAGGCCCGCCUCUCCGCGGGACUGACCCACUCCACCCUGAAGGUGUACGUGGCGGCUAUUGC
Messenger RNA from Pangasianodon hypophthalmus (striped catfish), 1795 nucleotides. RefSeq lists its product as uncharacterized. Gene Ontology annotation, molecular function: nucleic acid binding; RNA-DNA hybrid ribonuclease activity. The transcript has 2 exons. The annotation marks the transcript as partial. The record is from RefSeq and is a predicted model, not a curated record. Lineage: Eukaryota; Metazoa; Chordata; Actinopteri; Siluriformes; Pangasiidae.